AUGAGUCCGUUGAACCGAAUCAACCGCAUCGCCUCGCACAUCUGCCCGCCCGCGUCGACCAGCGAUGGUGGGCUCAGCAUGAACGUCACGCGCGCCAAGGGCAGCACCGGCGGAUUCAAGGUCGCCGUGUUGGGCGCAGCGGGUGGCAUCGGGCAGCCGCUGUCGCUGCUGCUUAAAAUGAAUCCGCUUGUAUCGGUGCUGCACCUGUACGAUGUGUUCAACACGCCCGGCGUCACGGCCGACCUCAGCCACACCAGCACCUCCGCCGUCGUGCGCGGGUUCCUGGGCAAUGACCAGCUGGGCGCGGCGCUAGACGGAAUGGACUUGGUGAUCAUCCCCGCGGGCGUGCCGCGCAAGCCGGGCAUGACGCGCGACGACCUGUUCAAGAUCAACGCCGGCAUCGUCAAGACGCUCUGCGAGGGAAUCGCGAAGCACUGCCCGCGCGCCGUCGUGAACAUUAUCAGCAACCCGGUGAACUCGACGGUCGCGAUCGCCGCGGAGGUGUUCCGGCGCGCGGGGACGUACGAUCCGCGCAAGCUGAUGGGCGUCACGACGCUCGACGUGGUCCGCGCCAACACCUUCGUGGCGGAGGUGCUGGGGCUGAAUCCCGAGGAAGUGAACGUGCCAGUGGUGGGCGGCCAUGCAGGCAUCACCAUCCUGCCGCUGCUCUCGCAGGUGACACCUGCGGUGAGCUUCAGCCAGGAGGAGCUAGACCAACUGACCAACAGAAUCCAAAACGGAGGCACGGAGGUCGUCGAGGCCAAAGCCGGCGCUGGUUCUGCCACCCUGUCCAUGGCGUAUGCAGCGGCCAAGUUCGCGCAGGCGUGUCUACGGGCCAUGCGGGGGGAGGCGGGCAUUGUGGAGUGCGCCUUCGUGCAAUCCACGGUGACGGAGCUGCCAUUCUUUGCCUCUCGAGUGGUGCUGGGGCGGCAAGGAGUGGAGGAGGUGCUAGGGCUAGGGCCCAUGACUCAGUAUGAGCGCCCUACCUCACGUGCCCGCAUUGUCCUUCUGUCAUCCUCAAUUCGCGCGGCGCGUCCUCCUCCCAACACGCCGUUUCCUCCUCGUCCGCGCUCAAUGACCGGCGCCGAUCCUUCCACCGCAGCCCCCGCGCCCGCGGAGGCGAGCGCGGCCAGCGCAGGCGGGGAGAAUGCGGAGCAACAGAGCGCGGGGGAGGCGGGGGCGGAGCAGGUGGUGACGCCGUGGGAGGUGUCGUCCGGGGGCGGUAUCGACUACAACAAGCUUAUCGAGCAGUUCGGCUGCCAGCGCCUCGAACCCCCGCUUGUAUCGCGUAUGGAGAAGCUCACCGGCGUGCGCGCGCACCCGUUCCUCCGCCGCGGCAUCUUCUUCGCGCACCGCGACUUCGACAAGAUUCUAGACGCCGUGGAGAAGGGAGAGCGGUUCUACCUGUACACGGGGCGAGGCCCCUCGUCCGAGGCGCUGCACCUGGGUCACCUCAUCCCCUUCAUGUUCACCAAAGCCCCUCUAUUCUUCCACAGAUGCUUCUCGGCGUUAGCCAAUGCCGAGAAGUAUCCGUGGAAGAGCGUGAGUGUGGAGGAGGGGGUGACUGCCACAGCUACUUAUCAUCUUCCUCACCCUCUCAACGCUCCUCACUUACUCAACACCCCCAGGUGGCUACAAGAAGCAUUCAAGGUCCCUCUGGUGAUUCAUUUAACCGACGACGAGAAGUAUCUGUGGAAGAGCAUGAGUGUGGAGGGGGGGAAGGGAAGGGUUAAUUGCCUCAGUUUCUUUCUUUCGGUCCGUCUCCUUGACACACCUUCAGGUGGCUUCAAGAGGCGUUCAAGGUGGCUUCAAGAGGCCUUUAAAGUCCCUCUGGUCAUCCAACUGACCGACGACGAGAAGUAUCUGUGGAAGAGCAUGAGUGUGGAGGAGGCACGGCGGCUGGCGAGGGAGAACGCCAAGGACAUCAUUGCGUGCGGGUUUGACGUUUCACGGACCUUCAUCUUCUGUGACUUUGACUAUGUGGGCGGGUGUGUGAUGGCUGGGUUGGGGGUAGAGAAGAUGAGCGAGGCAGCGUUGAGACCUUCAUCGUCGUGGGGAAUGAUGCGUGACUUUGACUACGUGGGCGGGUGCGUUCUCUUUAAGGAGGGGGUGCGUGGGGCACGGGGCAUCUUUGGAUUCGACGGUGAGGAUUGCAUCGGCAAAGUGGGCUUCCCUCCCGUUCAGGCUGCCCCAGCGUGCCCCUCGUCCUUCCCGCACCUGUUCAGCCGCAAGAACGAAGUGCGCUGCCUCAUCCCCCACGCCAUCGACCAGGACCCCUAUUUCCGCAUGACACGUGACUGUGCUCCGCGCCUGGGCUUCCACAAGCCCGCACUCAUCGAGUCGCGCUUCUUCCCCGCCCUGCAGGGCGAGAGUGGCAAGAUGAGCGCCAGUGACCCCAACUCGGCUGUCUUUGUCACGGACUCGCCCAAGGAGAUAAAGAACAAGGUUGUCCCACCACUAUCCCCAUGUGUAUCCAUCCUUCCCUCCUCCACGACCCCUCCUCCCUCGCGUCAACUGCCAUCUGCCUUUCACCCCACAAUCACCACAGUUUUCGCUCUCCCCCUCCCCCCUCUCCACCCCGCCCUCUCAUGGCCUGUGCAGAUCAACCGCUAUGCCUUCUCAGGCGGUGGAGCAACCAUUGAGGAGCACCGAGCCAAGGGGGCGAACCUGGAGGUGGGUGCGGUGGAAUGUCGAUGUUUCAUGCUGAAUGGCUUCAAGAGAGAGGCGAGUGGACGGUUUUAUGCUUUCCGUGUGGACGUGCCACUGAAGUACCUCUCCUUGGAAACCCAUGCCGUCUCAUGCCAUCCCCACCCAUCCCCACCUAUCUCCACCUAUCCCCACCCAUGCCUGCAGGUGGACGUGCCAGUGAAGUACCUGUCCUUCUUCCUGGACGACGACAUUGAGCUGGAGCACAUCAAAACGGAGUACGGGGCAGGGCGAAUGCUGACAGGGGAGGUGAAGGGGCGGCUGGUGGAGGUGUUAACUGCCAUGGUGGAGCGCCAUCAGAAGGCACGCGCACUUGUCACUGAUGAGCUUGUCGGGAGUUAUCUUAUCCUCCAUCUGUCCCCCAUUCAUCUGUCCCAUCUCAUCUGCCCCAUCUCAUCUGCCCCACCUCAUCUGCCCCACCUCAUCUGCCCCACCUCAUCUGCCCCACCUCAUCUGCCCUCAUCAUCUUAUCCCCUCCCAUGCACACAGAUGGUGGAUGCAUUUAUGGCAGUGCGGCCCAUGCCACACAUGUUCAGCUAG
Messenger RNA from Closterium sp. Naga37s-1, 3246 nucleotides. NCBI's taxonomy places the organism in Eukaryota, Viridiplantae, Streptophyta, Zygnematophyceae, Desmidiales, Closteriaceae. The record is from the annotation of a GenBank genome assembly.